Eimeria necatrix is the source of this 3924-nucleotide messenger RNA. RefSeq names its product ATP-dependent helicase, putative. Gene Ontology annotation, biological process: regulatory ncRNA-mediated post-transcriptional gene silencing. Lineage: Eukaryota; Apicomplexa; Conoidasida; Eucoccidiorida; Eimeriidae. The record is from RefSeq and is a predicted model, not a curated record. The transcript is spliced from 27 exons. Gene Ontology annotation, molecular function: helicase activity. The coding region runs from base 1 to 3924 and encodes 1307 amino acids. Gene Ontology annotation, cellular component: cytosol; P granule.
AUGGCAAAGCCCGUCGCACGUUGGAGGCGCUCUGGGCCUCGGGACAGCAUAGGCAUCCAAAGAGGCGCUGAGGCAAGUGCACCUCCUGGGUCUUCAACUCCUUCUGACAAUCAGGAGCCAAACAUUCCGAGGACAUUCUCCUCCUUUCGUACGCAGGGAAUAGCCUCCACAACACAGGAACCAGGGACCUCCCCCAGUCGUGAGGAUGGCCUUCUACGGGCUCCCUCUGGCUUUGGCCCCGCUGGCUUCUCUACUCAGUCUCCGUCUGUAGGAGGGUCUGGUGGACUCCCAGCACAUAAUAUUGGGGCGUCAGAUGGAUCACGAGGCAACUUCGGGCCUCCGGUCAGCCAUGCGCCAACGGGGAGCGAUCCGCAAUCUGCAAUAUCUGUGCUGUUCGGAAACAGGGGCCUUGAAGCCUUCAACAAGCUCACACUCGACGAUGAAUACAUCCUUCACUUCUACGGAGUCCGGCAAACGUUUAUGAAGCCGGCGGUACAGGAACACUGCGAGAGGGCACCUGGGGGAGAUAGUAAUGGAGGGUUUCAGCACACGCUUGUGUGGAAUGUCAGGAGCCGCGAAUUCAGGGCCUCCGGCAUUGGCCGCUCAAAAAAGGAUGCGAAGAAAGAGGCUGUGAAAGUUCUCUUGGUGCAGUUGGGUCCGGUGACCCCUCAUGAGUAUGAACAAGUUACUCGAGUCAUUUUCAGCACCCUCCGAGGAAAACUGAACGCGAAGCAGAGGGCUAUUCCCAUUUCCAGGAUGAAGCACAGUUUCGAGUGGAAUUUCUUGCUGGAUGGAGAGCCUACUAUCGUGGAGUCACAAGGUAGUGGCUCCUUUCCAGCUGAGGCAGAGAUAGCCGCGAUGCAAGACAUGUACAUAAAAGUGCAGGAGCUGAAAGAUAAGGGGUUGAUGCGUCGGGCAGUCUUAAAUGCUGAGGCAUCGAAAAAUAGGAAGGUGCAGCCACAGGAGCACCGGAGCCAGAUUACGAGACCGUCGCAGCUCUCAAAGCACACAGCUGGUGAAAUUAACAUGCUGCACAAUACCGUCACCUCCCAGAACCAAAUAAAGGCCACAGAAACGAUAACGGAGGCGCCAGAAGGUCAUCGGUGUGCGCUUGAAUGGAAAUGGAAAUCGAAUGAUGGGCGCAUGCAUUCUCAUGUUAUCGUCGCUGUCGGCUCUACCAAAGCUGGUGCACGAGCUCAGGCAGCCAUGCAAAUGAUGCAAGCGGCGGGCUUCAUAGAACACGUUGAUGACAAGGACAGGCAAGCAGCCCUUAUGGUUGUGAACCAGGUGGAAAGCAAAAAGGACCCGUCUGUGUAUGUCGAGAGUGCGUGCCGGCUCAUUGCCGAAACAAGGGGAGCUGUAUGGCGUAUAUUCCUGCCAGUCGUUUGGCGCGCGGCCAUGGCUGAAGGCAGUCGAUCACUAGUAAACUCGCUAAUCGACCAGUUAAAGGUGCAAGCAGCUCCACGCCCCGUGGUUGCAGAGCAAACUCAAAGUGAUGGCCAGAGUAGUUCUGGGCCGCAAGAGGUCGUUAAAGCGUCAUAUGACGCUCCAAAAGUGAUGCCUCCGGAUCUGUGGGAGCAACUUCUUGAUGAGUGCACGGUUUUGACGAACUGCGAGUUUGGACAGUCGGUGCUUCACGAGCUUGGUGGACUGUCACUGGACAGCAGCUGGUUCCCUUCGACUCUGGCCAUGCGCUACUUUCACAAUUAUAGGCUAAUGCUUGCGCUGGAGUGGCAAGCACAAGUUGCAACAAACAUCAGCGAUCAGGAAGAGCGCAUGUUCCUCAGGAGCGUCCAGUUCCGGGAAGAUGAUAUCGUUCUCCUCAGGCCGGCAGAUCCGCAUGCAUUUACUGAGGAGGAAUCUUGGCAACGAUGCUUUGUGGGCGUCGUUACGAGUGUAAAAGGAGAUUUCUCAGAAUCCAUGAACGUGAAUGUUCGCGUUGCCACUGCCGAAGUCAAGAAGUACCCGGAAGUCUUCACAACCAAUAAAUUCAAGCUUUACUAUCUCACUCCCGCUGUAACGCACGAUAGGAUGGUCCAGGCGCUCAGAGGCCUUACAAUGUCGAAGCAUCCAGCAGGAAAGUCGCCACCCCCUUACGUCUUCGCACCGGAGAUCCGUUACCUUCUUCUUCACACUAGUGAACCUCAAGCCCAGCAGGUGUCUGGUCGGGGGCCAGUGCCGCAGCUAAGCGACACAGACCCAGAGCAGUACAACCCGCUACACCAGUUGGAUGAACUGGCGGAUGGUGACUCUUGCAAGAAGCAACGAGUGCAGCCAUCGCUGCUGCAACAAGUUUCACUGCAGGCGCGGAGGCAGACCCCUUCCUCAAGCCGUAGUGCUGCGGAUGAGGGCUACGAAAUGUUCGGCGAUGGCUUUCGACUCCCGACAGGCUUGCCGCUUAACGAGGCUCAGCGCCAAGCAACGAUAAGCGCCAUGACAAAUCGCCUAACCCUUGUGCAGGGUCCUCCUGGCACAGGAAAGACACACGUGGCUUGCGCAAUUAUUGAUGCGUGGCAGCGUAUCAACCCUACUAAAAAAAUUCUCGCUGUCGCCGACUCAAACGUUGCCGCGGACAAUCUCAUGGAGGGGCUCAGCAACCGAGGCAUCCGUAGCGUUCGAGUAGGCAGCGGAAGCGAGUCGGAUUUAAAGGAAGAGUCAAUUCAAGAUCUUCCUCGAUAUCGCGAUCUUUUACGAAUGAGAGACAAAAAUUCGGGAGAGGCACGAAGUUUGCGCAUGCUCCUCGUCCGAGAAGCCGUUCGCAAGUAUAAUGUCAUCAUCGCAACCUGUGUUGGCAGUGGCCACGAGAUGUUCGACGAUGUCACGUUUGAGAGGGUCAUUAUUGACGAGUGCGCCCAGUCCAUUGAGCCGUCAAAUCUAAUCCCAUUAGGCCACGGUUGCCGAUCAGUGGUCCUAAUUGGCGACCAUAAGCAACUUCCUCCCACAAUCGUUUCACGGGAGGCUAGCGAUGGCGGGCUGGGAGUUUCGCUUCUUGAGCGAUUCGUCGGAAGUGGAAUCGCACCGAUUCACUUGCUAAACGAGCAACGUCGUAUGCAUCCAAGCAUUGCUCAUUUUCCAAACAUGCAGUUCUACCAGGGGAAGAUUUUCAGUCGAGAUGUGGACGACUGCAACCGUCCCCCAGUAGCAGGGUUUCUUUGGCCAUCCUCACACAGUCGGGUGUGCCUUAUUGAUAUUUCCGCUGGGCUUGCGAACAUGGAGCAGUCUUUGGGGACGUCGAAGUACAGCCUUGUUGAAAUCGAUCCGAUACUGGCAAUAUUGCGGUCAGUAUUGCAGUGCGGUACAAUCCGUCCGAGCGAAAUCGGCAUUUUAACCCCAUAUGAUGCGCAGAAAGCGCGGAUCCGCUUCGCCUUAAACGACUCUUUUGACAAGGCGUUGUGCUACCAGAUUGAUGUCGACUCUGUGGACGGGUUCCAGGGUAAGGAGAAGGAUCUGAUCAUCUUCAGCGCUGUUCGUUCCAAUCCUAGAGGUGAAAUAGGUUUUUUAAAGGAUGCACGCCGGCUCAACGUGAUGCUCACGCGUGCUAGACGAGGCCUUCUUGUCGUUGGAGACCAGUUGUCUCUUUGGGCGGAUACAGUGAACUGGAGGCCUUGGAUUUCAUGGGUUGGAAGUCAGAGGUCAAUCGUUCCUAUUUCUCGCUUGAACGACUACCUUGAGGUGCCCACGUACAACUAUAACCCCAUAGCGUCAGGAGCUGCUCGAGUCGGUGCAAGUGCAGUCGGUACCGGGAGCGUCACUGCGACGAGCACUGGAGGAGGGGCCAUAAAGACAGCGUACAUGCCACAGGGUUUUCAAGCAGAUUUCGGGAGUGGCGGAAUGGGCGUGCGUGGAGAGGGAGGGCGCGAAACAGCACCCGAGCCGAUGCAUGAAGAGGAAGAAGUGCCCGAAGACUGGGAACAGCAUCUUUGA